AUACCUUUGGGCGGUGGGAUUGAGUCGAGUCGAGUCGAGUCACGCGAGCUUGAAAUUGAAUUUCGAGUCAGGGACAGGAAGCAAGGGGAGACGGGUAUAAACUUCGCCACAAGCCCUACCGGCGUGACAUUCCAUCGCCUGCAGAACCAAUUGACGGAGUCUGAGCUGAACGGAGCUAGUACGAAGAAGCAUCAUCAGCAGCAAGUAAGUUUUAGUCAGGCGAAGAGUAACCACAUGGAAUCUGCCAGCUCUCGCGGCCAAAACCCGAAACGGAAGCGAGAGGCUUCAUCCCUUCCUCCGUCGCAUCCGCCGCCAGAUUUCUUUGACAAUGGCAACGAUGACCACUACGUCGGCGGUAUCACUGGCACUAGCAACAAUAGCAGCAACGAUGUCGACCUCAGUCUCCUGGAAGCCGUCGAGAAGUCGCAGAGUGCCGUCGAAGCUCUCGACCUCCGUACCUUGAAGAAGCUGGUUCUCUCCUUCGAGCGCCGCUACAAGGAGAACAUCGAGGCCCGCCUCAAGUACCCUGACCAGCCCGACCGCUUUUCCGAUUCUGAGGUCGAACUCCAUUUGGAGCUCGAGAAGCUCCGAGUGCUCGCCGGCGGCCCGGAGCUGUAUCCAGACCUCGUCAAUCUCAACACGAUUCCUUCAAUUUUGGGCCUUCUCACGCACGACAACACCGAUAUAGCUGUCGACGUUGUUCAGUUACUGCAGGAUCUUACCGAUGAGGACGUUCUGGAGGACAACGACGAGCCAGCCAGGGUUCUUGUGGAUGCGCUUGUGGAGAACAAUGUGUUGGAGCUCUUGGUUCAGAAUCUGCAGAGGUUAUCCGAGACGGAUGCUGAUGAGAUGGCUGCAAUCUACACUACGCUGGCGACGAUUGAAAAUAUGAUCGAGGUGAAGCCGGCUGUGGCAGAAUUGGUAUGCGAGAGGACGAAACUGCUCAGGUGGUUGCUUGGGAAGAUCAAAGUGAGAGAGUUCGAUAGCAACAAGCAGUACGCUUCCGAGAUAUUGGCGAUUUUGUUGCAGAAUAGUACGGCGAACCAGAAGAAGCUGGGGCAGAUGAACGGGGUGGAUAUGGUGUUGCAGGCAGUGGCCAUGUACAAGUCCAAGGAUCCCAAGAGUUCUGAUGAAGAGGAGAUGGUGGAGAAUCUAUUUGAUUGCUUGUGUUGUUUGCUGAUGCCAUUGGAGAAUAAGGAGAGGUUUGUUAAUGCAGAGGGAGUGGAGUUGAUGAUUAUCAUAAUGAAGCAGAAGAAAUCUGCUUACAGUUCAGCCAUCAGGGCGCUUGAUUUUGCAAUGACCAAGUAUCCGCCUGCAUGCGAGCGAUUUGUUGAUGUUUUGGGUCUGAAGACAGCAUUCUCUGCUUUCAUGGGUAAGGCAAGUUCAUCUUCUCUGAUCUUCUGGCCUUGGCUGUAUUGUUUGAUAUGCCUUACCUCACUUCGCUAUGAUUUAUCUAAGUUAAUAAGGAACAUUCCGAUGAGCAAGAAGAAUAAGAAAGAAAGCUACCAAGAGGAGUUAGAAGAGCGAAUUGUGUCCCUGAUGGCAUCAUUAUUUGGUGGAAUUCUGAGAGGCACUAGGAGGGAAAGAUUGCUAAGCAAAUUUGUGGAGAAUGAGUGUGAGAAAAUAGACCGACUUAUGGAGCUGUAUAUUAGAUACUCAGACAGGGUAAAAUCGGAGACUAAAAGGAUGGAGCAGCUUGAAGUGGAUGAUAUAGAGAUGGAUGACGAGGAAAUAUACAACAGAAAACUGGGAUUUGGACUUUAUACCCUUCAGCUGAUUGCAAUAAUUCUAGGUCACCUCUGGUGCUCUGAGCACCAAGGGAUGAGGGCAAGAAUUGAACUACUACUGAAACAGCACAAGCUCAGUAAGAAGGAUGUCAAAGAUGUACUUCAGGAGUAUCACGACAACAUUGGUGACUUGGACGGACCAGAAGAAAAGGAGCGAGCACAAUCAAGGAUACAGAAGUUCAUAUCUGCUCUCUGAACAGGGAGACCAUUUGUUUUUUGUUGUCUAUUCGCGGCUUAGAUGUAUGUGACGGUUCGGAUGUAGUCCUUAAGUCAAUUAUUUAAGAAGGGCUUCUUUAGUUCGUAUCAGGAAAAUUUUAAUGAGCUUUAUUAGCUCAUUUGUACAUGGGCUACUUACCCUUGGAUUGUGAGUACCUGUCUACCUGAUGUUGUUUUAAAGACGUAUAUGACUAUAAUGCUAAACUAACUCGCAACAAGAAGA
Linum tenue is the source of this 2226-nucleotide messenger RNA. Lineage: Eukaryota; Viridiplantae; Streptophyta; Magnoliopsida; Malpighiales; Linaceae. The record is from the annotation of a GenBank genome assembly.